Molecule: messenger RNA, 1719 nt
Organism: Drepanopeziza brunnea f. sp. 'multigermtubi' MB_m1
Lineage: Eukaryota; Fungi; Ascomycota; Leotiomycetes; Helotiales; Drepanopezizaceae
Source: RefSeq, a predicted model, not a curated record
AUGGCCACAGCCAACCCAGAUUUCCUCGCCCUCUGCCGGAACGAGGCCGUACAAACAGGUCUCAUCUCGCACCUGGACACACCCACCCUCUGCGCCCUGCGCCUCGUAUCCUCAGAAUGCAGCGACCUCACCACCGCACCUCUCUUCGCCCGAACCCGCUUGACCUUCACCCCCAGCUCCCUCACGCGCCCAUCCCGUCUCGAGGCCUUGUCCCGGGUGGGGCGCUAUAUUCAGCACCUCACGUUCUCCAUGUCGCACACACCGGCCACCUUCCUCCCACCCCUCGUAAACCCUUCCACAGGCCGAGAAGUUAACUUCCUCUACACGCCUCACACUUCCGGUGCCUCAGUCUGCCAGCGCCCGAAGUACGGAUCGCCUGAGCUAGGCGAUCUCCUCACACAGCAAUACCCUCCCAUCUUCCACGCCGCGACAAAUGUCCCGGCAUUCGUCAAGGCAAUGACUUAUAUGCCCAAUCUCCGCCAUCUCACAAUCUCCUGUCCCGACCAAGACCCAGUGCAGAGGUACAGGAGAGACGCAGUCGAUUACGCGCUCAUCAGCUUGCGCAUCGCUAUUGAACGAGCCCCUGUCGAACGGCUUGCGAAGCUCUCGCUCAAAAACAUUCACCCCUCCGGCCUCGUGUACCUCCGCCACAUGCCUGGUUUCGGAUGCACGCCUUCGGCCGGACGACGGUGGAGGCAGAUCAAGAAGCUCAGCAUCACGAUGGACGCCUGGGACUUCUACGGGGCGCGGCCUGGUCGCGACCAUCUGAAGAUUCUGGAUGAUUACAUCCGCGCUUUCUCGGCUAACCUCGAGAAAGUGAGCUUUGGGUGGAGUGGACAGAGAGGACCUUGUCCUCUCACAUUGUUCACUGAUCCGUUGUUUGCGCCGCCGAGGACCACGAAGCUGUUUGCUGAGGUGACCUCGCCCAUGUCGCCAUUACCAGCUGCGCCGCUUCGCCCGGCAAUAACGUUCCCGAAGCUCAAGUACAUGCAGAUACGCAACGCCAGCAUGUCAACAGAGCAAGUGUCGAACUUUGUGCUUGGGCAUCGACAUACAGUCCGCGAAUUUGACUUCGAGAACGUGAUUCUCACCAAUUGUGGAGAAUGGGAGGAUGCGUUGUCGCCAUUAGCGAGAGCCAGCAGUAGCGAUGAAUGGAUAUCGCAUCAUAGUGGUUCUGAGACCGGCAGCUCGACGUGUUUCCAGAGUCACGAUGACCUGGAUCAGCUUGGCGAGUUUGACGAGGUUAUCGACACGGCCGGUGGUGUGCCUUCUGGGCCAGGAAGAACAUCGGUCUUGGUGAAGAAAAAGAGGGUGCACAAGAGACGGCGCAAGCACAGACGUAAGGAGCCAAGUGGGAACCCGGUGAUAUCAGACCCAAUACCCAUCACCAGGCCGAUCGAAGAGGUCUUGAUACCUGAAGAAGUCUUGUUGAUGCCGACGAUGUUCAAUCCCAACGUGCAAGGCGUUCAGCGCGACACUAGAAAAGAGGCUGCUCAGCAAGAGCUAGCUGACGAUCCGGACAAGAGGGUGUCCGCGCUGAAGAAAGCGAAAGAGGCUGUCUUGAAGCAGCUUGGCAAGGAGUACUGCAGGAACCAUGAGCGAAAAGAAAACGCCAGGGGCUUCUUAAAGAACACGUAUUUAGCCGGCAGGAAGGGGAGGGCGCUUAUGGGUCAUCAUGAGAGUACAGCUCUGGUGCCGUUGAUGUUUAGUCGGUAUUAG